Messenger RNA from Solanum tuberosum (potato), 2143 nucleotides. RefSeq names its product pyruvate kinase isozyme G, chloroplastic. Gene Ontology annotation, molecular function: pyruvate kinase activity; magnesium ion binding; potassium ion binding. The record is from RefSeq and is a predicted model, not a curated record. The transcript is spliced from 12 exons. Gene Ontology annotation, biological process: glycolytic process. Lineage: Eukaryota; Viridiplantae; Streptophyta; Magnoliopsida; Solanales; Solanaceae. The coding region runs from base 172 to 1914 and encodes 580 amino acids.
AUCCUAGUCACAACUCUCUCUAUUUACUCUGAGCCGCUUCUCUUUGGUAUUCACGUCUCUUUCCCCUCAUUUCACCACAAACAAACACAAAACACUUGCUCCAUUUUUUUCUUCUUCUUCUUCUCGUGUCUUCGUAGCUAUCAACUCUUCAUCUCUUCUACUACUACUUUAAUGGCGACAUUGAAUUUGCAUACAGGAGGACUACACGCCGCAUUGAAAUCCGACGCGGCGGCUAAAUCAGCCGCGUCGUUGGAUCGGCUUUCAUCGGCAAAGAACAUCGGUGAUUUGUUCUUCUCCGAUUUACGUUUCCACCGGAAACGAGUGAACGGUUUGAGUCAAAUCGUGGCUGUUAAAUCACCUGACCAUAUUCGUGGUGCUAAUAACAAUGUUCAUGCUAGUUAUGAUGAUGAUGAUAACAGUAAUUUCAAUGUACCUCUUACGUCAUCUUCCAGUCCUUACAGUCUGGGAAAGGAAAGUGUGUAUCUGAACUCUCCAAGAAAAACCAAGAUAGUUUGCACAAUUGGUCCCUCUACAAGCUCAAAGGAGAUGAUCUGGAAAUUGGCAGAAGCUGGAAUGAACGUGGCACGUAUGAAUAUGUCACACGGAGACCAUGCAUCACAUCAGAAAACAAUUGACCUUGUUAAAGAAUACAAUGCUCAAUUUGAGAACAAGGUUAUAGCAAUAAUGUUGGACACUAAGGGACCUGAGGUGAGAAGUGGAGAUGUGCCACAACCCAUACUCCUUAAGGAGGGUCAAGAAUUCAACUUUACCAUUAAAAGAGGAGUCAUCACAGAAGACACUGUUAGUGUAAAUUAUGACGAUUUCAUAAAUGAUGUGGAGUUGGGUGACACACUACUCGUUGACGGUGGGAUGAUGUCAUUAGUUGUGAAGUCAAAAACCAGCGAUGUAGUGAAAUGUGAAGUUAUUGAUGGGGGAGAACUGAAAUCAAGACGGCAUCUAAACGUAAGAGGAAAAAGUGCCACCCUACCUUCAAUAACAGAGAAAGAUUGGGAUGAUAUUAAGUUUGGCGUGGACAAUCAAGUUGACUUCUAUGCUGUUUCCUUUGUGAAGGAUGCAAAGGUGGUCCAUGAAUUGAAAGAUUACCUUAAAAGUUGUAAUGCAGAUAUUCAUGUUAUUGUAAAGAUUGAAAGUGCAGACUCCAUCCCAAAUCUCCACUCGAUCUUAACUGCAUCUGAUGGGGCAAUGGUGGCCCGUGGUGAUCUUGGAGCUGAGCUUCCAAUCGAGGAAGUCCCACUGCUGCAGGAAGACAUUAUUAGAAGGUGUCGGAGCAUGCAAAAACCUGUUAUAGUAGCCACAAACAUGCUUGAAAGCAUGAUAGAUCACCCAACCCCAACCAGGGCAGAAGUCUCAGACAUUUCUAUUGCAGUACGUGAAGGUGCUGAUGCUGUAAUGCUUUCAGGGGAAACCGCUCAUGGGAAGUACCCGUUGAAGGCAGUUCACGUGAUGCAUGUUGUUGCAUUAAGGACUGAGUCAAGCCUACAAAACAGUACUAGUUCUCCAAGUCAAUCUGUCGCCCAUAAGGGCCAUAUGGGUGAAAUGUUUGCCUUCCACUCUUCCACAAUGGCUGAUACCCUUAGCACUCCCCUCAUUGUCUUCACAAGAACUGGGUCCAUGGCAAUAAUUUUAAGUCAUAAUCGGCCUUCAUCAACAAUAUUUGCUUUCACGAACAAUGAAAGGGUGAAGCAGCGUCUUGCUCUGUUUCAUGGUGUCGUCCCUAUAUAUAUGGAGUUUUCAGAAGAUGCAGAGGAGACCUUUUCCCGAGCUAUCAAGCUUUUAGUGAACAAAAGCUCGGUGAAGGAUGGGCAAUAUGUCACUCUUGUCCAAAGUGGAGCACAACCUAUCUGGCGUAGGCAUUCUACUCACCACAUACAAGUCCGUAAGGUCCAAAGUUGAUAUGCGUAUUCUUUGGUCGAAUCAUGUUGAGUGGUAGACAUCUAGGAUACAGUUUCUUAUAUACAGUUCCGCAUUUGAUGAAAUUGGAGAAAUCUUCUUAAAAAGUUACAAUUUCGAGAUACACAUGUAUCUGUUUUGGCAUUGUUUGUAUCAGUUUUGUAUGAACUUUCUAUCAAAUCUGAGAAUGGAAGCUUAAGAUUUGAUAACUUUGUUUAGCAUCAUUUUAAAA